Molecule: messenger RNA, 1146 nt
Organism: Cotesia congregata
Lineage: Eukaryota; Metazoa; Arthropoda; Insecta; Hymenoptera; Braconidae
Source: the annotation of a GenBank genome assembly
AUGGGGGCAUUUUUGGAUACACCAAACACUGAGAAGUACAACGAACAUGGUUCGGGUAAUGAUUUGCAAUACGGAGUGGCAAGUAUGCAAGGAUGGCGUAUGGAGAUGGAAGACGCACAUUGUGCGAUUACAGGCUUGGAGGGUGGCCUGUCUGAUUGGAGUUACUUUGCGGUAUUUGACGGGCAUGCUGGGGCGCUAGUUUCCGCGCAUAGCGCGGAACAUUUGCUGGACUCGAUUGUUGAGACGGAGGAGUUUAAAUCCGAGGAUGUGAUAAAGGGUAUACAUUCAGGUUUCCUGCGACUUGACCACAAAAUGCGUGAUCUGCUGGAGACGAGUAAAGACAAGUCUGGGUCAACAGCUGUUUGUGCAUUCAUAUCACCGAAACACAUUUAUAUCGCUAAUUGCGGUGACUCCAGGGCGGUACUGUGCAGCGCAGGAAGUCCUGUUUUUUCGACACGGGACCACAAACCCGUGUUGCCAGCUGAAAAAGAACGCAUCCAAGCAGCAGGUGGUAGCGUUAUGGUAGAACGUGUUAAUGGAUCAUUGGCUGUAUCACGUGCUCUCGGUGAUUACGAGUACAAAAACGUCGAAGGACGUGGACCAUGUGAGCAAUUAGUCUCACCAGAACCAGAGAUUUUCGUCCGAGAUCGGGACAUGGAGCACGACGAGUUUUUAGUACUCGCCUGUGACGGCAUUUGGGACGUUAUGACCAAUCAAGAUCUUUGUGAUUUUAUUUACUCCAGAUUAUUGCUGACUGACGACUUAGAGGCUGUUACUAACCAAGUUAUUGAUACUUGUCUUCACAAGGGUAGCCGAGACAAUAUGAGCAUAGUAUUGGUAACAUUUCCUGCGGCUCCCAAGCCAAGUAUCGAAGCACAAAAGAAGGAAGCCGAGUUAGAAAUGACCAUCGAAAGGAGAAUUAAAGAAAUCGUUGCACAGCAAGAGGGCAAAGACGGCUUCGAUUAUCUGGAACUGCUACGGAUUCUUGUUGAUCAAGAACUACCGAAUCUACCCCCUGGAGGCGGUCUGUCAGCAAAGCAACCACUUAUUGAACAAGUGUUUCGGGAAGUGUGCCCUGGCAGAGCGAAGAGCAUUGUCAAAACGCAGAGUUUCAAUCCGUUGGAAGUUAACAAAGCGAACCUUUGA